Molecule: messenger RNA, 1816 nt
Organism: Clunio marinus
Lineage: Eukaryota; Metazoa; Arthropoda; Insecta; Diptera; Chironomidae
Source: the annotation of a GenBank genome assembly
AUUUGCGUUCUGACUUUUGUUAACAUUGCAACGAUUAAAUUUAUUUUUUGUCUGUGACUUUACCUUUUUUGUCUUUUAACUAAUUAAGUUUAUGUUUGAAACUUUAAAUAAUUUUCAAGUUAAAUUAUGUCUUUGAACUCUUGUCUGAACUUUAAUUCGUCAAUAUUGACAGAUAUUCGAGUUGGAAUUAAACGAAAAUUAAAGUUUAAGAAAAGAUCAUCGAAGCGGGCUCGAGUAGAAUGUUUAACUAUGAAUGAUCUUCCAAAUGAAAUUCUUUUAGAGAUUUUUUCAAAUCUUGAUAAAAGUUCACUUGAGAAAAGCUUGCAAGUGAAUAAAAGAUGGCACGAGGUGAUAACUCAAUCAAAAGUAACAAUGAAUAAAUUACCGCUUUCAAUUUACCGACAAGAUGUUUUAGAUGAUUUCCAACCACCAAAACUUACUCGCAAAUAUUCGCGUGCUUCAUUUGUAGGAGUGAAAGAUUGGAAUUCGAUUCUGAAAACAUUGACAAGCAUCGGACAAUCAGUAAGAGAAUUAACAUUAAACGACUGCAUUUUCAUGGGGAAUGACUUUCAUCAUCUUAUGAAAAGCUUUCCUAUGUUGGAAUCGCUUACAAUUGAAUGGUGUUCCAAUCUAUAUGAUCUAGGAAAAUCAAUUGAAAUGAAAAAUUUGAAACUAUUAACAGUUGUUGAAGGUGGUUGGGUAUUUGACAUCAUUAAAUGCCGACUGAAUUAUUUAAGUGUUUCACAAAUUCAUAUGGAUGAACAGCAGAGCUUAAUUUCCUUUAUCAAUAAUCAGUUCACUCUAAAAUCACUUCAUUUAAAGGAUAUCAGUGACUUGUUUUGCAUUUGCAAUACUAAAAUGAAAUUUGAGGCACCACAAUUCAAAUUUCAACUCAGCCAACUGUCGCUAGAUUCGAUUCCAUAUUGUGACACGAUGCAUUUAAUUCCAUUGCUGAAGCAAGCCGAACAUUGUCGUCAACUAUGUUUAGGGAUUGACAUUCCCUCAAUUGUCUUCGAAUAUGUUUUAAAGAAUUUUAAAGAAUUGGAAGACUUACAUGUGGACACUGAACAGUUUCCAAUUAAAUCAUCAAUUUUUUACAAGGAUUUGAAACCGAUAAAUUCUCUUAAACAUUUAAAGAUAGAUGGAGAUUUCGUGAACGAUAAAGCAAUCGUGAAUGUUCUCCGACAUUAUCCCAAGAUAGAAACGCUUGACCUGAUGAAUCUUUAUGGAUUAAAAACAAGAAACACGUCAUUGUGGCGUGAGAUGACAAAAGCAGUGAAACAACUCACAAUAUUGAAGAUCUCAAACUGCAACAUUUACAACAUUUCACAAAUUAAGUUCGAGAAUUUAAAAGAAUUUCAAAUCGGUUUGCUUGGAUUUACGAACGAAAGGAAUUGGAGAAAGUUUGGGAUGAAGAAUCCCAACAUCAAAAAGCUCAUAAUAUAUUACAUUCAAUCAACUGUUUUAGAUCCACAAUUCAUCAUUUCAUACAUUCCUUCAUUGAAAAUCUACGAGUAUUGGUCAAUUUGCACGAAGCCACUUAAUUUCAAAAAUUAUUUACAAAAAUGUUUCGUCAAGUCUUGUUGGAAUAUUUAUAAAGGAAAUUAAGAAGUUCUUAACGAGAUCAUUUUAUAUUCAUUAAGAAAAAGGAAAAUUUUAAGGGAAAACUUCUGAGAAACUUUGCAAUGCAUGAAAUGCCAAAGUAUAAUUUUUUAUUUUAAAAUCUCUGGUAUUUGAUACAAUUUUUCAAGUUUUGAUAAGACUGAUAUGUUAUAAAGUUUGAGAACUUUAAUUAAUAAAAAACGUUUGAUGGAAA